AUGAGAAGAGGUAAUUCCUUGUUAAAUAGAUUGUUUAAAAUCUUAUGAGUAAGAUGAAUAAACGUCGGAAUUUUGAUUGAAAUUAAUACGUUGAAAUAGUUCUUAAAAGUAUAAAUCAACCACAAAUUCAGUGCAUACAUAUGUAAGUGAGGGCGCGAUCAGUAUUUUCCUACGAUACAAGUCCAAAAUGUCAGACAUCGAUAAAUGGAUGGAAAUUGCAAAAGAAUGCAAGUAUCUCCCCGAAAAUGAUCUUAAGUUCUACGAUCUAGAAGAAUUAUUCCGUAAUGGAGGCGCUGUGCCUGAAACAAAUUAUAUAUUUAUGGGAGAUUUUGUAGAUAGAGGGUAUUAUAGCGUAGAAACAUUUACCCGCCUACUCACACUUAAAGCUAAAUGGUCUGAUAGAAUAACAUUACUUCGAGGAAAUCAUGAAUCCAGACAGAUUACUCAUGUUUAUGGUUUUUAUGUUAAUUGAUGAACAAGUACUUUGUGUACAUGGUGGAUUGUCUCCAGCUAUUAAAACAUUAGAUCAAAUUAGAACGAUUGAAAGAAAUCAAGAAAUCCCACACAAAGGUGCUUUUUGUGAUUUGGUUUGGUCAGAUCCAGAAGAUGUUGAAUCGUGGACUAUUAGUCCGCGUGGAGCAGGCUGGUUAUUUGGAAGUAAAGUAACAUAUGAAUUUAUGGAAAUCAACGACCUUAAACUUAUUUGUAGAGCUCAUCAAUUGGUUCACGAAGGUUAUAGAUACAUGUUUAAUGAUAAGCUUGUAACAGUAUGGUCAGCUCCAAAUUAUUGUUAUCGUUGUGGAAAUGUAGCUAGUAUUUUACAGUUCACAACUGUCGAUCAGAGAAACCCAGUGCUAUUCCAGGCAGUGCCUGAUUCUGAAAGAGUAAUUCCACCUUUAAAUAUCACACCGUACUUUUUGUGAUCUAACCUAGUGUUCCAUUUGUUUGGAUGCAGAAAGGUAGUAUCUGCGUCUAGACGUUACGAAAUUACAUGACUGUUUCUUCAUGUUGAUGGACACAGGCUGGUACUUUGACGGAGCAUUAUAUUUUCGAACAUGGAUUAAAGUAUGAUACAUUAUUUAGAAUUUUAAUUUAAAAAAUUUUUUUAUGUUUUUAUAAGAAAACAUAUUUUUACGCGUUUUUUAAGAAAUUUAUCCAUUUUUGUAUGUUAAGAAAUUAACUUUUAUAUAUCGUGCGCCUGCCAUUGCAUCAGCCUGAUUCUCCUAGUUUGAAAAAUGUUUCGCAUUGAAAUAUGAAAUGUGAACACUGUGGUCUAGACGCUUUUGCUGUCUACUGUGUACAUUCUGUAGAGCAUUCGCAUCUCAGAGCAGUAUUUUCAACGUAUAGUUCGAAGAACUUCUAAAUAAGUUACGAACACCAACAAUAAAAGGUUCAGCGAUGUAUGAAUGAAUAAAUGAAAAACCAUUUAAACAUUCCGAAGUGGGAGAGCCUCUGAGUAUAGUGAAUGCUUAAUUGAUAUUAUGAUCGUUGUGCGUAGAAUUCAGGUUUAUUAAAGCGUGAGCAUAUAUACUACUGUUAAGGUCUUCCUGAGUAUGUAAUUGAUCUGUUUCUGGUUUAGAUACUGUGUGUGCUGCGUGCAAUUCUUUUUAUUCUAGAUGCGCAAUCAGUGUUCUUAGCAGCAUAAAGUCGGCGGUUCUGCCGAGGUACAAAUAGUAUGUAGCAGUAGCCAAAGUUUUCCUGUCUAGGUAAGGAAAUUGAGUAGAAAAAUUGUAUUAUAUAAUAGAAGUUCUGUUAUUAUUUUUAUGCACAUGACAAUUUUAUAUUUCAGUCUCUUUUUUCCUUCUUAAGAGCUCAAAAUACUAUCUGCAAAAUAUUAAAUCUUAAAAAGUAAUUGAAAUUUUUUCAUAGUAUCGGCCUUUUUAGCCAUGUUCUACUUUUAUGUGUACAGAGCAAUAGUUUGAAUAUUAUUAUUAUAUUCUCGGAAUCUUUGUACAGUUUCCACAUUAUAUGCCAAAUCGCUGUCAUACUGAAUAAUUAUAAUAGCUAGAUUGUCAUAAGUUCAUUAAUGUAGGGAGCAACUUUUAAGAACCAAGACCCUUAGCAAUGUGCCUCUAAAUUAAUAAGCGUUUGUGUAAUAUAAUGAUACGAUAUUGAUACAUAAUUAAUGGAACGCACCGGCCAUUGCGUAUCAUAAGCCUGAAUUCUGACCAUCGAUUUGCUAGCUCAUGAUAUUCCUAACCGAUCACAGACCCAACAAAUAUGGCAUUGGCAUUGGCACUGGCUGUCAAGUUGAAACUACUCUAUUUUGAGUUUUGUGAUAUAGUUCAAGCGAGGCAUGUGAAAAUUGCAUCGAUGUUUGUAACGAUUUUCCAUGUCGGAUCGUUUGAAAAUGUUUUGAAGACUUGUUAUUUC
Molecule: messenger RNA, 2373 nt
Organism: Heterotrigona itama
Lineage: Eukaryota; Metazoa; Arthropoda; Insecta; Hymenoptera; Apidae
Source: the annotation of a GenBank genome assembly